Molecule: messenger RNA, 2885 nt
Organism: Nerophis lumbriciformis (worm pipefish)
Lineage: Eukaryota; Metazoa; Chordata; Actinopteri; Syngnathiformes; Syngnathidae
Biological process (GO): regulation of transcription by RNA polymerase II
Cellular component (GO): nucleus
Molecular function (GO): RNA polymerase II cis-regulatory region sequence-specific DNA binding; DNA-binding transcription activator activity, RNA polymerase II-specific
Source: RefSeq, a predicted model, not a curated record
CAUGCGUGGACCGAUCGGGUGAUACAGCAAGAUGGUGUCUGACGGAGAAGGCCUAAACGCAGGCAUUAUAUUUCUGUAUUCUUACAUAUCUGUUGUUUAAUAGAGUACACACGGUUAAUAAUUGUUUGUAGCCGGAUACAUUAGUCUGAGUGCACUAUGACACUUCUCCUGUUUGCAAGCUUUAUUUAAGAUAGCUUGCAGCUAGUUUAGCUGGCUAGUUAGCUUAGCUUGUUAGCUGCUAACAAAGAGUCGCGGAAGUUAUUUAAACAUCGCUAAGUAGGAAACUAAUGUGAGUGUAAAGUGUUGUGAUUGUGUGAAAUGUGUGAAAGAACGAUGGCAGAGUAUGAGGAGGAACUUUGUCCAACAAAAGAGGCGAACGAGCGACAACAUCAACUGCUGGAUGUUUAUUAUAAGAAACAUCAUCAAGUUGUGUUACACAGACCAGAUGUCUGUGAAGAACAACUUCUGCCUGAAAAACAGGAGUGUAGCUUCAGGAUGGUGAAGGAGGAUCAAUCAAAGAGGAAGACCAGGUACCAUGGACCCCCUGGGGUCUCCUUUACCUCUUUGACAAAGACCCUUCCCUGUAAAAAGGAAGAGGAAGACUCACUGGCGCCCCACAUUAAAGAGGAAGAGGAGGAACAUAGCAUCAGUCAGAAGGGAGAUCAUAUUGAAGGACUGGUGGAGUUCCCAGUGACUGGUGUCCCCGUGAAGAGUGAAGAUGAUGAGGUCAAAUGUGAAAGUGAGGAGAAGAGAGAGGCGGAGCCUCCAAGCAGCAGCUCAACACAACACAUGACAACAGAAGCUGAUGGAGACCACUGUGGAGGAUCACAAGCAGACAAGCUCUUAGCUCCACUAUCAGAUAGUGAGGACACAACGUCACACUCUCCUGACACUGAUGAUGAAGACUCUAAAGAUGAUAAGACAUGUCACACUGACAACACUCACUUGAAAUGUUCUCACUGUGACCAAACAUUUAAAAACCAUAGUCAUCUGAAAAGACACAUGAGAACACACACUGGAGAAAAACCUUUUUCUUGUACAAUCUGUGGCUUAUCUUUUACAAGGAAGGAUAAUUUGAAAGAUCACACAAGAACACACAAAGGAGAAAAACCUUUUUCGUGUUCUUUGUGUGAUUCAAGGUAUGCACGAAGUCGAGAUUUGAAAAAACACCUGAAAAGACACACUGGGGGAAACCUUUUUAAGUGUUCUGUGUGUAAUUCAAGUUUUGUCCAAGGUGAACAUUUGAAAAGACACAUGAGAACACACACAGGAGAAAAGCCUUUUUCCUGUUCACUUUGUAGUAAAGGUUUUGCACAAAGUCACAAUUUGAAAGUACACAUGAGAACACACACUGGUGAAAAACCUUUUUCCUGUUCAACCUGUGGUAAAGGUUUUACACACAGUCAGAGUUUGAAAGAACACAUGACAAUACACAGUGGAGAGAAACCUUUUUCCUGUUCAAUUUGUGGUGAAGAUUUUGUACGGCGACAGUCUGUAAAAGUACACAUGAGAACGCACACUGGUGAAAAACCUUUUUCUUGUUCAAUCUGUGGUAAAAGUUUUACAGAAAGUCGUUGUAUGGAAAGACAUACAAGAUCGCACACUGGUGAAAAAGCUUUUUCCUGUUCAAUCUGUGGUAAAGGUUUUACAGAAAGUCAAUAUUUGAAAGUACACAAGAAAACACACACUGGUGAAAAACCUUUUUCCUGUUCUAUCUGUGGUAAAGGUUUUACAGAAAGUCAGAAUGUGAAAAGACACAUGAGAACACACACUGGUGAAAAAUCACAUUCCUGUUCAAUCUGCAACAAAAGCUUUUGUGAACGAUCAUACCUUGUAGCACACAUGAGAAGACACACAGGAGAGAAUGUGUUGAGUUGCAGUGUGUGUGGUGAAAGAUUCUCUUCUAAGUACCAGUGUAAGAAACACAAGUGUGCUGGUGAGAACAGCAGCAGCAAAUGAAACUGCAAGAUUUGAAAAAACUGUCAAGACUUUAAUUUUGACUUUCUAGCAACAUCAGCACAUAUGACAUGUGUGACAUUGUUGUUUGUGUAACAAUCUUUUUAAUAUGCUUCUACGUUUAUAGAUUAGAUAUUUUGUAUUAGUGCUUUUUUCAGUCAAGUACAUGCAUUAAUAUGCAACCUUGUGUACUUUUAUUAAACAUUGAACAGAACAAUUUGACUGAAAAGGUGAGAGUAAAAGAAUGGCCGUGCGCGACCCGAGGGUCCCUGGUUCAAUCCCCACCUAGUACCAACCUCGUCAUGUCCGUUGUGUCCUGAGCAAGACACUUCACCCUUGCUCCUGAUGGGUGCUGGUUAGCGCCUUGCAUGGCAGCUCCCUCCAUCAGUGUGUGAAUGUGUGUGUGAAUGGGUAAAUGUGGAAGUAGUGUCAAAGCGCUUUGAGUACCUUGAAGGUAGAAAAGCGCUAUACAAGUACAACCCAUUUAUCAUUUAUCAUUUAUAAACAGUACAAGACAUAUUUUACAUACAAUAAAAAAAUGUGUGUGUAUAUAUAUUCACCAUACAAUUUUAGACAUUCAUAAUAGUGUUUUUUUAUAGGUGCUUGAAAUAUUGAAGUGUGACAUAUUUUUAUUUCUAAUUGUUAAUGAUCCCGUAGACUAGCACCUUUAUAUGAUAUACAUAUGUACUGGUUCACAUCUGAAACAUCUUCUGGACCACUUCAGGAAGCAUAUUAUUAUUUACUUUAUACAUCAUUUGAACAGUUGUCUUUUAUACAAUUUUAAAAUGUGUGACUUUAUGAAUCAUUUGUUGGGUCUCUAUGCCAUUUUAUCAAUUAUCUUUAUUACUGUCUUUUGUAAUAUGAUGAUUGUGUUGUGAUUGUUUUAUAUAUAUGUCCCCAGACCUUUAUGCAAUAUAAAAGUGAGAGAA